Molecule: messenger RNA, 1095 nt
Organism: Mizuhopecten yessoensis (Yesso scallop)
Lineage: Eukaryota; Metazoa; Mollusca; Bivalvia; Pectinida; Pectinidae
Product: protein SYS1 homolog
Exons: 3
Coding region: 477-980 (167 amino acids)
Biological process (GO): Golgi to endosome transport; protein localization to Golgi apparatus; Golgi to plasma membrane protein transport
Cellular component (GO): trans-Golgi network; Golgi membrane
Source: RefSeq, a predicted model, not a curated record
AAGCGUCAAGAUGACAAUGAUUUGUCGUGACGUGAUGAGAAGUGACUUCACCAAACUAAACUAAAAUUAAGUGGAAGAGCUUUUAGAAGAAUUGUUGUAAUUCUUUCAUGGACUCAACAUGCAGCAGCAAGAUUUGUCACUCAGUUUGACGAUUUUCUCCUACGUGUUUCUCGUACGCAUUGAAACAGUUGUUAACUGAUCCUGCUUCCGUCACCAUAUUGGAUUUGAUCUAAGUCUGAUGCCGAUGGCAGAAAUAUUAUUGUGAAUAUUAGGCUUAAAGUUAGGCCUAUUCACCGACGUAGCAUCACAUAUUAUUGUCUGUUAUAUGAAAAUAUGUAGAUGUUGGUGAAAUUUGUCAUAAUUUAAUAUGUAAAAGAGGUAUAUCGCCUCGAGCAAUCACGAACAUUUUCGACCGUGUAUCUGUAAGUUGACUAGUUAGCCCCUAGUUGACUCCAGUUGAGUUCGUAUUUGAGGUUAUGCUUGGGCUUAUACGGAAACGACUUCCAAGGAUGACGGGUCAUUUCCGUAGUAAUGUGUGGGAUCCAGUGUUAAUUAUUGCCCAGAUCGUCGCCAUGCAAAGCCAGUUUUAUUUACUGCUGGGAAUCUGGAGCUACAUUAUGAACAUGAUUGGCAAAUUUGAUUCCUCUUUAGAUCAAGUGUUCACUCAAACAGAUAUUGAUGUUUUAGAAGAUUCUGGACGACUAAAUGUGAUUGCAUUCCUACUCAACAGUUUGACAAGUGCGCUUGCCUUGUGGUUCAUAGUUCAGAGAACAAAGCUGUGUUUAGACUUUUCUGUGACAGCUCAUCUGCUUCACUUCCUCGGCUGUUUAAUAUACAAUAGCCACAUCCCAAGCACUCUCCCUUGGUGGAUCAUCAAUGUCAUCAGCAUAGCUCUCAUGACUGUUACUGGGGAAUUCUUGUGUAUGCGAACAGAAAUGAAAGCCAUUCCACUCAGUAUGGGGCCGAAGGCAGAUUUGUGAUCAAAAUAGGUUUUAUAUGGUCAAUAUUUAUUUAUUCAUCUCAUCAUAUGUAUAUAACAUAGCAUGCAUGUGAAAUAUAAAAUAAAUAUCCUUAAAUACAUUGUAUUUAAGUGUG